UUCCCCCUCAAUAUUUAACCAAGUUGUCAGGUGAUUCAUGGCUGCGAGAUUCCGACUCAUACCAUUCUUCUUACCCAGUGUUACAAAGAAGAGAGUUAUCAACUCUUUCCGUUGUGGUUUUGUUUUCUGAACAAUGACUACUCUCAGCGAUGCAAAAGCGACUGAGUGCAUGAACGAUGAUUUGUCUACUGGCGUACCAAGCCAUUCCCGCGAUGAUCUCGAGAGGAAAUUGCUGAGGAAGCUCGAUUUACGUAUGUCUAUAAUUAUUGUUUUAUAUGCACUGAACUUUGUGAGUCUGAGCCAUCGGCGAAUUCUAUCGGUGUGCAACUUCGUACUUACUGCAUACCAUGGGCAGGUCGAUAGAGCGAAUGCUAGUAGUGCGCGGUUGGCAACUUUUGAGCAAGACUUGCACCUGCAGGGGAAUCAAUAUGCUAGGAUCUUGUCCAUAGUAUACGUGGGAUACAUCCUUAUGCAAGUGCCAGCGAAUAUGGUUCUGCACUGGUUAGAGAAACCAUCCAUCCUGAUUCCUGGUAGUAUGGUCAUCUGGGGCCUAGUAUCGACAUUAACAGGUUUUUACACGGGUAUUCUUCUAGCCCGUUUCUUUCUCGGCUUUGUAGAAGCCCCCUUUUACCCUGGCGUUCUUUAUCUGAUAUCUGGAUGGUACAAGCGAGAUGAGCUCGCUGUAAGAACGACUCUCGUCACUUGUGGAUCUGUUCUCGCCUCUGGGUUCGGAGCCGUGUUUGCAUCAGGUAUACUUACAGGCAUGCAGGGAAAACUUGGACAGGCUGCAUGGAGAUGGUUAUUUUACAUCGAGGGCGGUGCCACCAUUCUAGUUGCAAUUUGUGCAUUUUCCAUUCUUCCUGAUUUCCCGCACAACACCAAAUGGCUCACUCCGGAAGAAAGAGCACUCGCUAUUUCUCGCCUUGCAGCAGAUGGCACUGACGAGCUUGGGAAACGGACGACCAUGCAAGGACUGCGGGAUGCUGUAUGUGACUGGAAGGUGUGGUGGUUUUCGGUCGCACUCACUAUCCAGUUUGUGGCACUGUCAUUCGUCAUUUACUUCCCGACGAUCGUUGCAACCCUUGGAUAUGAUACAACGAACACUUUGCUGCUCUGCGCUCCUCCAUGGGUAUUCUCCACCAUAGUUGCAUUUGUUAUCUCAAGGUACUCUGAUAAGGCGCAAAAACGUUACGUAUUCCUUUUAGCCUCAAGUGCACUCGCUGGCGUUGGUUUCAUCAUAUCCAUCUGCACAAUGAACACAGCUGCGCGCUAUACUUCGGUUUUCCUCAUGGCUCAAAUCUCCGCUGCAUAUAUGGUGAUCUGGGGAUGGAUCAACAAUAUUUUCGCCAGAGAACCUGCCAAGCGGGCUGUUGCAAUCGCUUUGAUUAAUGGACUGUCGCAGACCGGGAAUAUCAUCGGAGCAUACGUCUGGCCGAUCAACUGGGGACCGACGUAUCGUUAUUCCUACGCCAUCUGCCUCGCAGCACUUGGGGGGUCAACAUCAAUGUUUGGUGUGAUGUAUUUGCAUUUGAAGCGGGUGAAUGAACGGAUUGAGAGGGAUGAGCGGAAUGCGAAGGAUAUAAACAACCUUCCAAACCCCGUUGGUUUUAGAUAUCUGGUGUAGUUGAUAAUUUCUGCGACUCUCGCGCACGCGGUGGUUCGGACAUGGGGAAUACUUUCAUCGGCUAAUGAGGUAUUCUGAC
Messenger RNA from Suillus subalutaceus, 1703 nucleotides. RefSeq names its product major facilitator superfamily domain-containing protein. The transcript has 8 exons. Gene Ontology annotation, biological process: transmembrane transport. Gene Ontology annotation, cellular component: membrane. Lineage: Eukaryota; Fungi; Basidiomycota; Agaricomycetes; Boletales; Suillaceae. Gene Ontology annotation, molecular function: transmembrane transporter activity. The coding region runs from base 134 to 1624 and encodes 496 amino acids. The record is from RefSeq and is a predicted model, not a curated record.